This is a messenger RNA of Penicillium taxi, 696 nucleotides long. RefSeq lists its product as uncharacterized. The record is from RefSeq and is a predicted model, not a curated record. Lineage: Eukaryota; Fungi; Ascomycota; Eurotiomycetes; Eurotiales; Aspergillaceae. The transcript is spliced from 4 exons. The coding region runs from base 1 to 696 and encodes 231 amino acids.
AUGGCCGCUCCAGCUGAUAUCACGAUUAAAAACUUCACUGGGCAGUGGGUGAUGGACACCACCCAGUCUGAUCCCUUUGAUCCUAUCCUAGGUCUGCAAGGUGUGAGCUGGUUGCUCCGUAAAGCUCUCGGGUACGCCACCGUCACACUUCAUAUACGCGAGUAUACCGACCCAAAAGACUCGAUCUACCACAUCGAUAUUCAGCAGGUUGUGACCGGCGGCAUUAAGGGUAACAAGGAGGAGCGCAAGAUGGACUGGGUUAUGGGUGAGCACAAGGACAACGUCUUCGGCAGGGUGAUAGGCUGCUCCCGCUUUAUCUGCGGAAUACAGGAUGAAGACGGCAAAUUCCGUCCCGCGCUCGAUCUACAGACAAAGGUUGCCGAAAAGACUAAUAACACAAUCAAGCGAUUCUUACGUGGUGAAAUAUUUGCCGAUGGUUCCACUUGUGAAGGGUUUAUUGCGGAUGCGGACGUUGCGGACGAGGAGUUAUCUGUACAGAGCUGGGUUGUAAAUGCUACCAGUGGUUGGACUGCCGAGCAGGUUUGGGGCUUUGAGAUUAUCGACGGAAAGCGCUAUCACACUCGUCGUGUUGCGGUCGCUAAGGGCAGCAAGCUUGAAAUGGCUCGCCUAGUUUACACCUUCAUUGGUCAUGAGCUCCUAGCCGAGGACCAGGAGGAUAAUCUUGCUUAUAAGUGA